AUGGCCAACCACGCAAAGGAGGAAGAACACGAGGGAGCCUCCACGCGCGAGCUCCUCAUCGAGGCCUGCCGCCGCAACAACACCGACCUGCUCCACGAGAUCCUCUCGUCGCCGGGGCUCAAGGACAACGAGGACGCGAUCGCGCAGCUGCUCAACACGACAACAACAGUGCUGGGCAACCACCUGUACCACGAGGCCGCGUCGCAGGGCAACUACGAGAUCAUCGACAUGCUGCUGGACCAGCCGGGCUUCGAGUGCGACCCGGUCAACCGGGUCGAGGGGGACACGCCGCUGCACAGCGCGGUGCGGUGGAUCAACAGCGAGCCGCCGGCGCAGCGCGAGUUCGGGAACGCGCUGGUCGAGAUGAUGCUCGAGGCCGGGUCGAAUCCGCGGAUCAAGAACAAGGGCGGGCUGACGCCGCUGCAGCUCGUCGAUCCGCGGAACGAAGGGCUGAAGGAGGUGAUUCGGAAGCAUGAGUAUGCCACGCUGAACGCGGGCGAUUUCGUCAGUGCGGACGAGGUGAAAGGGGCCCAAAAGCUGUUGGCGGGGCAACAGGCGCAGGCAGAUGGGGCCGAGGAAGAGGAGGAGGAGGAGGAUGACGCCGAGUUCAGCGGGAGCGACGAGGAGGAGAGGGCCGAGUGGGAGAGGCGGCGGAAGGCGAAGAGGGCGUGA
Chaetomium strumarium is the source of this 672-nucleotide messenger RNA. RefSeq lists its product as uncharacterized. Gene Ontology annotation, molecular function: protein binding. The record is from RefSeq and is a predicted model, not a curated record. The transcript is spliced from 2 exons. The coding region runs from base 1 to 672 and encodes 223 amino acids. Lineage: Eukaryota; Fungi; Ascomycota; Sordariomycetes; Sordariales; Chaetomiaceae.